Messenger RNA from Adineta steineri, 1743 nucleotides. The record is from the annotation of a GenBank genome assembly. Lineage: Eukaryota; Metazoa; Rotifera; Eurotatoria; Adinetida; Adinetidae.
AUGAUGAUGAUGAUGAAAGAAACCGCACGACGUAUUUCUAUUCAACAAAACAUAAAUAAAUUAGGUAAUAUUUUGAAAUUACCUUGUGUUAUUAAUUAUUUACGACAAGGAGAUAAAAUCAAUGCUCGUCUUAUUAAUGAUGUUAUACAACAUUUGGCUAUUGAACAACCAAAACAAGAGGCAUUAUGGAUAUGUGAACGUAGCAAUAAUGAAUAUCAUAAAUUAACAUUUAAUGAUAUAUAUAUACAAUCAUCUCGUUUCGCGAAUGUACUUACUGGACAAGGAUUUGAUUUAACAGCAGGAAAAACUGUACUGGCUAUUUUACCAGAUUUUAGCAAAGAACGGAUUAUAUUACAAUUAGCAUGUCUCCAAAGUGGUCUUACUUUUUGUUGGUGUAAUCCAGAAGAUCUAAUUAAGAUGGGGAUUUCUCAACGAAUUCAAAAGUUGGCUGUUGAUUGUAUUAUUACGGAUGAUGAUAAUUUUGAAUUAGCAAAACAACAAACACAUAAUCCAUUACGACCAUUAAAAAAGGGCCUUAUUACAAAAGAUUUAACAUCGAAAGUAUCAGCAGUUGGUUGGAAUAAUUUUAUUCGAAAUGCUAAUGAAGCUGAAAGUAAAUAUACAAAUGCAACAAAUAUUCAUUCGGAUAUGCCAAUGAUUCGUUUAUUAUCAAAUAAUAAUGAUAUCAUUCAAUAUUCGCAUAAAACUUUUACUGAACAAGUUUUAUUAGCAGCCCUUUGGUUUAAUAUGGAUAAAACAUCUCGUUUAAUAUGGAUGAAAAAUCAAAAUGAAAUAACUUCAAUUGCUCCAUGGUUAUUUGGUUCAACAAUAUUAUACAAGGAAGCUGAAGAUUCUAAAGCAAUGUUUAAUACUUUGGAAAAACAUUCUAUUGAUGCUUUUUGUGGAUCAGUUAGAGAUUAUGAAAUGUUAAAUAAGCAAGAACAAGGCAAUCAAACACAACUUAAACAAUUAUUAUCUAUUGCACCAGUUGAUCCUGAAAUCAAAGAUCGAUGGAAUGCAUUAACAAAUCUUCAUAUUCGUGAUGAUUAUACUGAUUUCAAAAAUCAAUCAUUGGCAGAAUAUUUAUCAAAUUUUGAUAAAUCUGAUAAAAGUAAAUUCUUUAAUAGUAAAACUAUUGGCGAAAAAUCAAAUAAGAUGGUGCAACCAUCUAGAAGUAAUAGUUCACCAUCUUGUUUAACAUAUUCACAAAAGAAAAUAACAAUAGCAAAAGUAAAUAUUGAAAAGAAUAAUAUAGAUUUAAUCAAGAAGAAUCCUACUAUCGGUGAAUUACUUGGUGAUGAUGAUUUAUUUCAAUCUCGUUAUCAUAAUCAGUAUAAAAUAUCAAGAUAUCAACGAAAACGAUAUCGUCAACAAUCUUAUUCUCGUAAUCAUACUUAUUACAAUCGUCAAAAACAACAACGAUUCAAUAGAAUUAAUGAAUCUCAACAACAAUCAUCAAAUAUUAUUGAAUCUAUAUCCGACGCAAAUCAAUUUUAUUCCUAUCCAACAACAUACAAUUAUCCAUCGUUAUCUUCGUACUGUUAUUAUUGUUAUUCAAAUAUGGCUUCAUAUUGCCCAUGUCUCAUAUCCGAUUGCUAUACAGGAUUAUAUCACCAAGAAAUAUUUGAUGAAUCGUUGAUAUUUCAACAAAAAUAUCCACGAACUGAAACGUAUCAAUAUUCAGAUAUUUAUUUUCAUAAUGAUAAAAGAUUACAAUCACAUUCUUCUAUAUCAAGAAUAUAA